GUACUGACACCACCGGGGAAUAGAUCAGCAGGCUCUGAUUCAUCCGGCUGGACCGGAGUGGUGACAUGAGCUAGUAGUAGCCAAUGUUCCGAAAGUGGGUCCCGACAACUAGAUCAGUGCCAAGGGGUGGCAGAGAGCUGGGAGUUCCCAGCCUCCGCCACUGGUGUCUGCACUAUGGCCUCCAACUGCAGCAGCUCCGCCGUGGGCAGCGCUAGCAAGACCAAAACCAAGAAGAAGCAUUUCGUGUGUCAGAAAGUAAAGCUCUUCCGAGCCAGCGAGCCCCUCCUGAGUGUGCUGAUGUGGGGGGUCAACCACACGAUCAAUGAGUUGAGUAAUGUUCCAGUUCCUGUUAUGCUAAUGCCAGAUGACUUUAAAGCCUACAGCAAGAUCAAACUGGAUAACCACCUUUUCAACAACUGGCUCCGGGCAAAAGCUGAGGCUCUUGUUAUCAUCAGCACUAACUUCCUGUCAGAGCCAUACGGGGAAAACGCAGCCCAAGACGUCUGA
Molecule: messenger RNA, 507 nt
Organism: Nanorana parkeri
Lineage: Eukaryota; Metazoa; Chordata; Amphibia; Anura; Dicroglossidae
Product: phosphatidylinositol 5-phosphate 4-kinase type-2 beta-like
Exons: 3
Coding region: 175-507 (110 amino acids)
Source: RefSeq, a predicted model, not a curated record